Molecule: messenger RNA, 3943 nt
Organism: Toxoplasma gondii ME49
Lineage: Eukaryota; Apicomplexa; Conoidasida; Eucoccidiorida; Sarcocystidae
Product: WD domain, G-beta repeat-containing protein
Exons: 7
Coding region: 542-3100 (852 amino acids)
Molecular function (GO): protein binding
Source: RefSeq, a predicted model, not a curated record
GCAAAAGCUAGAGAGACUAAAAAGUAGUCUUUUCCGUCAAUUGUGACUUGUCAACGUCAAAAGCUUGAUAUCUGCGCUAAUCCAAUGGCAUGCACGAAUGAAAAAACCGUACGGUUGUGAGCGUGCUCUACAAACCGGUCGGUAUUGUAUCAUCAUGUCGGCGCCGGGUUGUUUGGCGCUCACUUGACUCAAAAGGCGUUUUUGAGUGAUCACUGGAUGUCGAUUUUCUCCUGCAGUUUGAACAUUCAACUUAACUCAUUUUUUUUAUCAGAUGGCACAAAACAUGUAUCCUAUCAUCUGUACCGUAUUAGCGAUCGUCGGCGUUCGACGCCCUCAACGAGGCCGUUGCAUCUGAGCAGCCAAUGCCAACGCUGGCGGAGAGGAAAGGCGCGUCUGUGUUUCUGUCUCUUUCCGUAGUCUCGAGUUUUUCCGCCGGCGUAGAUCACAAACGCGUGACAACCCCCUGGACACCUCACGAUUUGCUGCAGCCCUAAAUUCCUUCCGCGUGGCUGACGUCGCAAGUUGUUGAAAACAUGGACACAUGUCCCAGAGGAAGAGCUGCGAAAGCGAUUCUCAGACUUCAUUCUACCGAGGACACAAGCACGUUUUCUGUUGUAAAGGGCGAGUCUCUGUCAGACGCCAGAUCAAAAGCGAUUACCACGUUUCCAGAUACGAAUUUCGCUGGGCGGUCUUCGGCUGCAUCAGAGCAAGAACGGCAGAUGGUUGUUGCCACGCAAGAUCCUUCGGACUUUUGUUAUAUUCACGAACUCCAGGACGAGAUCGUAUUUAUUCUGCUGUCGUUUCUUGGGCCUCCUGCGAGCGCUUUCCACAAGGUUGGUUCGUUAAGCCGUCGAUUGCGGGCGGCAGUGACGAACGAAAAGCUCUGGGAAGAGUUCUUCAUCAAGCGAUUCAAAGACAAGCUAGUUUGGCGUGCUCCGGGGACGAAAAUGUCUGUCUGGGUUGUCCUUUCAUUGUUGAUCUAGCUGCCGCUUCUCGCCGGUGCUCGAACCUCGAUCUAACCUCGUUGGUCGGGUCUGCCGUUUGUGUGUCAGCUGUACCCCGCCAGCUCGUGGCAACAGCCUGGUCACACUCGUCAAGGGAAAAUGCUUUCGGUAUACCACAAUUUUCAUGUGACUGUUUUCGUGAACUGCAUUUGCUGCAAGAGUCGACCCCCCAAGGGGAGGUUACUGUUUCGCAUCGGUCUUCUUCCGAGCGGGUUCUCGAUAACGCACUUCGGUGUAUGGGCGUCCCGUCGGGAGGGAAGUGUUGGAGAGGGAAAUAUCUGUUGAAGCAUUCACUGGAAAGGAAAUUUGCAAGUGCUCAGUUCGACCUGCAAAGGACCUGGUUUCUGGACAGCCCGACUCUCGGUCCCCCUUUACCUGGUAGCGAGGGGGACGCACUGGAAGAUACACGUGGUCUAAGGUCUGCGUCAUCUGGUACAAUGCUUUUGCUGGAUGGAACCCCGCCAAGUAGUGACGGGGGAAAUUGUUCGCAUGAUGGAGAUGAUGAGACGAAUUCUCCACUGGUGUAUUCGUCCAUGUUUCAUCGACAUUGCCACCACCCCAGAUACCUUUGUCACAGUCGCGAUCGCCAUUCUAACAGGAAAAGCGACUCAUGGACUCCCACAAUUCGACCUCUCAUAAUUACGUCCACUGCUUCCCGUUCACGGCUUUCUCCGGCGUCCACAUCUGGAGGACCUCCUCCGGUGUGUGUUGUUAGCCUCCGCUUUUUCGGCGAUGGAGCCGGCCUCCUGUAUGCAGCUAGGGCGGGAGGCGUUGGGGCUUUCUGUCCAGAUCGUGGUUGCCACUUGAGAAUCUUCUCUCUUCAUAGAAGAGUUCGAAGGGGAGAAGCGAGAAGAGUAAGACCUGCAGAGUCCCACGCUUCCGUAGGCGAUCGCCAGGCGAUGAGGAGGGGAAGGACUCGGUGGGGGGCGAACGGUUCUCUUCGACAAACCGGAGAAGAAAGCAGAUUUCAUUCUGCUUCUUCCGAGGGGAGUGGACGGGACAGUGAAAGCCAAUCAUCCAGUGAUCAGGUUGACACUGAUCCUGAUAAUGGGGGAUCUGACGCCGUGGUAGGAGAAGAACACCGCAGUCGGAGGGAGGCCCGCGGCCUUGAGCGCCCAGCAUUCGCUCUCUGUGUGGCUCAUACUAUCGAUGACGCCAUGGGCCGAUUGCAUGGUUAUCGAAACAGUGCUCGGUCAUGUCGAACGCAAAUACAACUCGAACCAACCGCGAAUUUUGAGAGACAGCGCCCUUUGGUGAUUGGUGGCUACAGCGACGGGAAGAUCCGCGUGUGGGAUUACUGUCAUCCCGGACGGGUUCUCGAGCACCUGGAUGUCAAUGAACGACUUCAUCGUGGCCCGUUUGCGAUUAAGAGCGUCUGCGCGAUUUCUGGAGGUCGUGCCGGUCGAGGGGGCUGUGACAUUCUCGCUGGAGCAGAGGACGGAGCGAUAGCGCUCCUCAGUGCAGAUCGACCAGACAUCGGAAUUGUUCAACGUCUACGUGGUCAUACGGCAGCAAUACAGUCUAUCGCGUGUGAACGCGAAAGCAGCUUGGUAUUCAGUGCAUCACGAGACCGUAUGGUUCACAUUUUUGAUUUCCGCGCUGGCGAGCAUCCUGUGGCCUCCUGCGGUAGACAUCAUGACUGGGCGAUGUGUGUCCAAGUCCCGGAUGGCUUAGGCGCACGGGUUUUCGAGACGGCUGACAGGGCGGUGCAUAGCUGGGACUUAAGGAGGUUGCUCGGUGAUUUCCGGCAGUCCGCUGCUGAUCGAGACCAGACAGCGAAGGCGUUGGCAGAGAGGCACCGGCACAAACAACUUAUCAGUGGCAUGCGGCUGGAUGCCUUUCGACUGGUCAGUUGCUCUUUGGACGGCUGCGUUUUGUUGUCAAGCCUAGAGAAUCGCGAACUGGGUACUCAAGAAAGCAGCUGCGUUGAGCAACACACUGAUGUCAGUGUCUUAAAGCGAGGAGGAACAACGCAGUGGAUGCUGGGCGUUGACUUUGCUGAAACGAAAAUGGCAACAUCGACAGUAGACGGCGCGGUCCAGAUCUACCAUCUGCUCCACCUCCAUACGCUGCCGGGGCCUUUCUUAUACACCUAAUUAUACAGUGCUUGGCAGCAGUUAGAAUACGUGGGAUUCAGGCUCGAAACUGUGAGCAUUUCGAAGAAUAUUGUCGAUGGACAGGAAGGGUUGAUGCGUGUAGUAAUGGGAACAUCACGUUGUCACGUCUAAUGUCGCCAGUAGAGUUUUGUGUAUGCUGGUGUACAUCUUUUUCUAUAUGGAUAGAGACACACUUUAAAGCAAACAAAUGCAAUCAAGGAGACGGCGAAUCAAAGGAAACAAAUCAGAUGUCCUGAUCCCGGUGGAGAUUCACCGUGCGUUUCCACACUGGAACAUUGCCAAGGCUUGAUCAAUGGCUGCUUGGUUCCCCGUGUUGUGUCUAUUAAUGAUAACUACUACAUGUUUUGAAAUGGAUUGUCUCUUCUUGUGGUGUAGUCCAUUGCCAUCUCGGUUUUGCGACGUCUUGUCAUUUUUGUCCCGAGAGGUAUUGUCAGUAUUGGCGGCGUAGACCAUCGCCACGAGUAGCAAUUGAACACUGGGCGUCUGUCAUCUGUUGUAGAACGCCGUGCCCCUCCGGACAUGUAAACGAUUGUUAAUAUUUCAGAUCGUGCGACGACUGUGCUUUCGACAAGAGCGAACUUGCCAGCUUCAACGUUCGUAUAUCGGUUCUGUGCGGCAGUUGCAAUUGUACUCGAAAUAUGCGUUGCAUAUGCGGCGGCAGGGUUUUACGGGUAUCUUCUCUGACUGAUGACUGUCGCUGCUGUGUUUUCCUUCAUUGAUCAAUUUCUCAAAAAUCUUUAACCGGUGUUUUACCACUGAGUCGCAACCCGGUUUAUGUGAGUCGAUUGGACAGUUCUCUCAAUAGCAUAACGUUUCGAUGCU